Molecule: messenger RNA, 1094 nt
Organism: Benincasa hispida (wax gourd)
Lineage: Eukaryota; Viridiplantae; Streptophyta; Magnoliopsida; Cucurbitales; Cucurbitaceae
Source: RefSeq, a predicted model, not a curated record
AAUUCAAAUAAAAUAAAUAAGUAUUUUUACAUUAAAUAUUAAUUGCUUUUGGUAAGAGCUUUAGAGGGGGUGAACUAGAUAAUCAAAGCUUUCAACAGGUUAUACGUAGAGCAGUUGCUGCCAUUGGAAGUUUCUCAACCACCGAUUUCUUUCCGAGUUUCGGCUGGAUCGUUGAUCGACUCAGUGGUGUUCAUGGGAGAUUGGAGAAGAGUUUUGCUGAGAUGGAUGCCUUUUUUGAACAGGUAGUUGAUGAUCGCAUCAACUUCAAGCCGACUUCUCGGAAUGAAGAAAACAUUAUUGAUGUUUUGUUGAGAAUGGAGAGAGAUAAUAACUCUCAAUUUGAUGCACUGAUCCUUACCCAAGAUUGCAUUAAAGCACUAAUCAUGGAUAUCUUUUUGGCCGGAGUGGAAACAGGCGCAAACGCCAUUGUUUGGGCAAUGACAGAGUUGAUUACAAACCCAAAGGUGAUGAAGAAGCUACAAGACCAUAUUAGAAGUUGCAUAAAGAAAGAUCGAGUGCAAGAAAUCGACCUUGAAAAGCUAACAUAUCUAAAAAUGGUAGUGAAAGAGGUUCUAAGGUUGCAUCCACCAGCCCCACUUCUACUUCCAAGAGAAACUAUGUCUCAUUUUAAGCUCAAUGAUUAUGAUAUCGAUCCCAAGGCUCAUCUUCACGUCAAUGUAUGGGCCAUCGGGCGAGACCCAGAGUGUUGGAUUAACCCUGAAAAGUUCUUUCCAGAGAGGUUUAUGGAAAGCAAUAUUGAUUAUAAGGGACUAAACUUUGAGUUAUUACCUUUUGGAGCUGGUCGAAGAGUUUGUCCUGGGAUGAAUAUGGGAAUCUUUACGAUAGAGUUGACAUUGGCUAAUUUAUUACUGUGUUUUGAUUGGAAAUUGCCGGAUGGAAUGAAAGAAGAAGAUGUAGAUAUGGAAGAAGAUGUUGGUCUUACUGUUGCCAAGAAAUCACUUCUUAAACUUGUUCCUGUCCCUUACUUGAACUAGCUAAUUAUAGUUUCUUGUUAUCCAGUGGAAUAAAAGUUGCUCAAAUGGACCACCUCUUUUAGUUAUAUUGUAAUUUAGAGUUCUAAAAUGUUUAUAUAA